ACUGAGGCACGGGGCCCAGACUGGCAGUUGCACCAGGAGGGCAGGAACUCCUUUGGCUGGGUGCCCAGCUCAGGUGGGCCACGCACUGGGCCAGACAGGGAACUGGAGUGACCCACCUGACUUCUCUGGGUCUCAGCUCCUCCUCUGGAAAGUGGGGAGAUUAUUGUGACUUCCCAGGGUUGGGUGGGACUGGGAGGAUGGGUGAGGGGCUGGCAUAGAGCAGGUGCUUGGUUGGUGGCAGCCGCCAUGGAACGGUGGCACCUGCCCAGGCCAGGCUCAUCUGGUCUCACAGGGGCAGGCGAAGCCUCUCCAAGAUGGGGCCAGGGUGGGACCUGUGCCCUCCUCUGUCCGCAGCCGCCCUGGGCACGCUGGACUUCAGCCUGCUGUAUGACCAGGAGAACAACGCCCUCCACUGCACCAUCACCAAGGCCAAGGGCCUGAAGCCAAUGGACCACAAUGGGCUGGCAGACCCCUACGUCAAGCUGCACCUGCUGCCAGGAGCCAGUAAGGCAAAUAAGCUCAGAACAAAAACUCUCCGUAACACUCUGAACCCCACAUGGAACGAGACCCUCACUUACUACGGGAUCACAGAUGAAGACAUGAUCCGCAAGACCCUGCGUGCGUCUGAGGCACUGGCUGUGCCCCUCACCACCGCCCCCGCUAGGAUCUCUGUGUGUGACGAGGACAAAUUCCGGCACAAUGAGUUCAUCGGGGAGACACGUGUGCCCCUGAAGAAGCUGAAACCCAACCACACCAAGACCUUCAGCAUCUGCCUGGAGAAGCCGCUGCCGGUGGACAAGACCGAAGACAAGUCCCUGGAGGAGCGGGGCCGCAUCCUCAUCUCCCUCAAGUACAACUCGCAGAAGCAGGGCCUGCUGGUAGGCAUCGUGCGGUGUGCCCACCUGGCUGCCAUGGACGCCAAUGGCUACUCGGACCCCUACGUGAAAACAUACCUGAGGCCAGAUGUGGACAAGAAAUCCAAACAUAAGACAGCGGUGAAGAAAAAAACCCUGAACCCGGAGUUUAAUGAGGAGUUCUGUUACGAGAUCAAGCAUGGGGACCUGGCCAAGAAGUCCCUGGAGGUCACCGUUUGGGAUUACGACAUUGGAAAAUCCAAUGAUUUCAUUGGUGGUGUGGUUCUGGGCAUCCACGCCAAGGGGGAGCGCCUGAAGCACUGGUUUGACUGCCUGAAGAACAAGGACAAGCGCAUCGAGCCCUGGCACACGCUCACCAGCGAGCUCCCAGGGGCCGUGCUCAGCGACUGAUGCCCACCCGCCACUGCUACCCCUGCCGCCACCUGCGCCUAGCACUUCCGGCCCCGGGCUUCCCCAGCAGCCACCAAGGCCUGUGGCCCCCACACUGGGGGAGAUCCAGAACCCCUGCUUGGACACAGAGCCACUGCAGUCCCCGCUCGGAGGAUGUGGAGGGCUCAGCCACUCUGGGACGGGGAGGGCAAGGAGCUGGGGUGGGGGGCUCUCAGCCCCCUGGCGCCCAAGAGGCCGGUGGUGGAAAGAGACCUCAGCACCUGCCCAGGGGAAGGGGACACGCCCAUCUGGGAGCAAAGACCCUUCUAGAGGCCAGCCCUGGUUGAGAGGACAGGAGUGUGGGGGUGCCUUGGCAGACAGUGGGAACAGAGGAGGGAGGUGGUGAGCAGACAGACAGGUGGAGGAUGGGACCUUGAAGACUGGCUGCUCCAGCCCAAGAAAGCCUGACUGCAUCCCUCAUCUCCUUCGCUGCUGGACAGAUGGAAGAAGCGGGCCUGCCGGCCGAAAGUCUGCCAGAGUUCCCGGAGGCUCCUGAUGAUGGGUAAAUUGGCACAUGCUUCACUCAAUUAUUCCACAAGCCCUGGGGGUGAAUGAGACACAGGGCCUGCCCUCAGGGAGUUCCCAUCUAGUCAGGAAGCUGGGAACAAACCAUUCCAACUGGGGUGAGAAAUACCAAGACCAGCUUGGCCAGUCUGCAAGUACUGUGGGCUCUGUUGACUCUGCCGGGAGGUCAGGGAAGGCUUCCUGGAGGAGGUGGUGCUUCCGUAAGGCCUAUGGAGGGUGA
Gorilla gorilla gorilla (western lowland gorilla) is the source of this 2049-nucleotide messenger RNA. RefSeq names its product double C2-like domain-containing protein beta. The transcript has 8 exons. Lineage: Eukaryota; Metazoa; Chordata; Mammalia; Primates; Hominidae. The record is from RefSeq and is a predicted model, not a curated record. Gene Ontology annotation, cellular component: membrane; synapse. Bases 315 to 1265 code for a protein of 316 amino acids. Gene Ontology annotation, biological process: spontaneous neurotransmitter secretion; exocytosis; regulation of calcium ion-dependent exocytosis.